UCAUAUGACUUCAGCGAGCUAACCGACAGCACAACAAUGUCUACUGUAACCCUGACUCUCUUUUAUGCAAUAAUAUGCUGCGCCGUGACAGAAAACCUAGCAAACGUUUCAUCUCCAAACAUUAUCAUAAUGCUCAUGGAUGACAUGGGCUGGGGGGACUUGGGGGUAUUUGGCCAGCCCUCUAAGGAGACCCCCAACCUGGAUGCCAUGGCUGCUCAGGGCAUGCUGUUUCCAAAUUUCUACACUGCAAACCCCCUCUGUUCCCCAUCCAGAGCUGCACUUCUCACCGGGAGGCUGCCUGUCAGAAACGGUUUCUACACCACAAAUGGCCACGCCAGAAACGCAUACACACCACAGGAGAUGGUGGGAGGAAUCUCUAAGGAUGAGAUUUUAAUACCCCAGAUGCUGAAGAAAAAGGGCUACGUCAGCAAGAUAGUUGGCAAAUGGCAUCUGGGCCACAGACCUCAGUACUUGCCUCUGGAGAACGGUUUUGAUGAAUGGUUUGGGGCACCGGACUGCCACUUUGGUCCUUACAACAGCAGCAUCAGACCCAACAUCCCUGUCUACAACAACUCUGAGAUGCUUGGCAGAUACUAUGAGGAGUUUAAGAUUGACAAGAAGACUGGAGAGUCCAACCUCACACAUAUGUACUUGCUGGAAGGUCUCGACUUCAUAGUCCGUCAGACUGAGGCCCAGCGUCCCUUUUUCCUCUACUGGGCACCGGACGCCACUCACGCCCCCGUCUACGCCUCCAAGCGCUUCUUAGAGAAGAGCCAGCGAGGCCGAUACGGCGAUGCGGUGAUGGAACUGGACUACAGCGUCGGUCAGAUCCUGUCAUUGCUGCAGACUCAGGGCAUCGCAAACAAUACCUUUGUCUUCUUCACCUCAGACAACGGAGCUGCUCUGAUAUCUUGUCCAAAGGAAGGCGGGAGCAACGGGCCGUUCCUCUGCGGGAAGGAGACCACCUUUGAAGGGGGGAUGAGGGAGCCAGCCAUUGCCUGGUGGCCCGGACACAUCAAAGGAGGCACGGUGAAUUUCCAGUUGGCCAAUGUGAUGGACCUGUUCACCACCAGUCUGGCUCUGGCCGGCAUCGACCCUCCGGACGACAGAGCCCUAGACGGACUGGACUUGACCCCAGUCCUGCUGAACCGGCCACACGCCCUCCAGAGCAGGCCAAUCUUCUACUACCGGGGGAAUGAGUUGAUGGCUGUGAGGCUGGCCGAGUACAAGGCGCACUACUGGACCUGGAGCAACUCGUGGGAAGAGUUUAACAACGGCAUCAACUUCUGUCCAGGUCAAGAGGUCCCGGGUGUGACAACUCACGAGCAGAAAGAGCACACAAUGCAGCCAAUCAUUUUCCACCUGGGGCGGGAUCCUGGGGAAAAGUACCCUAUCAGUGUUUUGACUAAGGAGUACCAGGAUGCGCUGAGCAGGAUCUCUCCGGUUGUGGAGCAGCAUGAGAAGACUCUGGUGCCGGGUGUUCCCCAGCUCAACAUGUGUGACGUGGCGGUGAUGAACUGGGCCCCUGCAGGCUGUGAGAAGUUGGGAAAGUGUCUCAAAGUGCCCAAGUCUGAGCCCCGGAAGUGUGACUGGCCACACUGAGACAAUCAGGAAACGAAACUUGAAGAUUUGCCUUUUUAUAGAAAAACAAACAGCAUUAUUUUUUUAAAGGAUAUGUCUUUAAGUUCAUUGUAAAAUAGAAGUGGCUGUUUUUUAAAAGAAGUUUUGGUCAAACAAAUAGUGUUUAUAGUGACCCUUUUUCCUAUCAAAAGUGAGGUCACCUUGGUGUCAAAAAUGAAAGUAAUUUAACACUGUUUAUUCGUGACACCAUCAAAAGAUCCUAACACAUUCUUCCACGUCUCGCUUUUCAACAGUCAAAAAAAACUAUUUGCCUCCAAAACACCAAAACCUCUGGCAGGUAAUCCUGCUGAUUACAGCGGGUGAAAUAAGUAUUGAACACGUCACCGUUUUUCUCAGUAAAUAUAUUUCCAAAGGAGCUAUUGACAUGACAUUUUCACCAGAUGUUGAUAACCACCCAAGUAAUACAUACAAAGAAACCACAACAAAGAAGUUCAGAAAUAAAGUUAUGUGUAAUAACGUGAAAUGACAAAGGGAAAAAGUAUUGAACACACUUACUGAUAUUUAUUCAAUACUUUGUACAAAAGCCUUUGUUGGUGAUGACAGCUUCAAGACGCCUCCUGUCUGGAGAAACUAGUCGCAUGCAUUGCUCUGUGAUUUUGGCCCAUUCUUCCACACAAACGGUCUUCAAAUCUUGAAGGUUCUGUGGGCCUCUUCUAUGAAUCUUGAUCUUCAGUUCUUUAUUUUGUUUUUUUUGUUCAAUACUUAUUCCACCUGCUGUCCUUCCAGCCUAAUUGAAACAUAGCACCUCACCCCCAAGUGGUUAACAAUCAAAACAACAAAAUGGCUCUUACAGUGUUGGUAUAACAACAAUAUAUUGUGCAUGUUUACAUUUGUGAUUUUAACAAGCCAACACAAGCUCUAACAAAAAUAAAAGCUGCAUCAAGAGCGAAUGGUUUAAGUCGGGAUUGAAAUGAAGAACAAGCUGUGAGGGAACUGUAUUCAUUGACCUUACCUAAUGCAAUGAAUCACACCCUGCUGGACUUUUGAAAUAGUUUUGUAUCUUUCUUGCAGCCAUACCUCAAAGCACGUUUUUAAUUAAAA
This is a messenger RNA of Pungitius pungitius (ninespine stickleback), 2682 nucleotides long. RefSeq names its product galactosamine (N-acetyl)-6-sulfatase (gene galns). The transcript has 14 exons. Lineage: Eukaryota; Metazoa; Chordata; Actinopteri; Perciformes; Gasterosteidae. The record is from RefSeq and is a predicted model, not a curated record. Gene Ontology annotation, molecular function: N-acetylgalactosamine-6-sulfatase activity; arylsulfatase activity. Bases 37 to 1602 code for a protein of 521 amino acids.